Mugil cephalus (flathead mullet) is the source of this 1050-nucleotide messenger RNA. It is a transcript of the gene dtymk, whose product is annotated as deoxythymidylate kinase (thymidylate kinase). Gene Ontology annotation, cellular component: cytosol; cytoplasm; mitochondrion. The transcript has 6 exons. The coding region runs from base 147 to 785 and encodes 212 amino acids. The record is from RefSeq and is a predicted model, not a curated record. Gene Ontology annotation, biological process: dTDP biosynthetic process; dUDP biosynthetic process; dTTP biosynthetic process. Gene Ontology annotation, molecular function: ATP binding; dTMP kinase activity. NCBI's taxonomy places the organism in Eukaryota, Metazoa, Chordata, Actinopteri, Mugiliformes, Mugilidae.
CAAACACAGGUUGGCGCCUGGGACCUCAGUGAAAAGUGAAGCCAAAGCUGCAGUUCACUGAGUGACCGCACGAGGCGGACCCCAAAUUUAAAGCACAAUGCGAAAACGGAAACGGAAACAUCGCUCUUCCCCUCCAAAGAGCGGUAAUGGCGGGUAAGCGGGGAGCGCUCAUUGUGCUGGAGGGGGUGGACAAAGCCGGGAAAACAACGCAAUGCAACAAACUGGUUCAGAAGCUGCACCACAGCGGCCAACCGGCAGAGAUGAUGAGGUUUCCAGACAGGACCACAACGAUCGGACAGCUGAUCAGCGCCUACCUGGAGAAGAAGAGUGAUCUGGAGGACCACACGGUCCACCUGUUAUUCUCUGCCAAUCGAUGGGAACUCGUGCCUUUGAUGAAGAAGAAGCUGGAGCAGGGCAUCACUCUGGUUGUCGACAGGUACGCCUUCUCCGGAGCUGCUUUCACCAGUGCCAAACCGGGAUUCUGCCUGGACUGGUGCAAGCAACCCGACGUGGGACUUCCAAAGCCCGACCUAGUCAUGUUCCUGCAGCUGUGCGCAAAGGAGGCUGCACUCAGAGGCCAGUAUGGGGAAGAGCGGUAUGAGACCUGUGCUUUCCAAAAAGCAGUUCAUCAGAGGUUUGAACAGCUGAUGAAGGAUCCAUCAGUGAACUGGAAGGUAAUUGAUGCCUCGCAGAGUGUUGAGGAUGUGCACGACGAUAUCACGGCCCACAGUCUUAAUGCAAUCAACUCAGCACAGAAACUGCCGCUUGAAGAGCUGUGGAAGUGAACCUGAACUAUAGCAAGUGAACAACUCUUGUGCUCACCACACUACCAGUUUCACUCACCCACUGCCUUACAUGUUGCCAUUUCAGUAUGUGAGUUGACUUGGCUAUGAUUCCCAUGUAGCAUAUUACACUUUUAAAAUUGAAAAGAGAUGAACAACUGUUGUAUGUCAGAUUCAGAUUUUAUUUUACUUGUUCCUCUUACAUGUGUAUUGUUCUUUAACCAGCCUAUUUGUAUAUUGUGGAUUAAAUAAAUAAUCUUCAAAUUAA